Messenger RNA from Saccoglossus kowalevskii, 3828 nucleotides. RefSeq names its product NBAS subunit of NRZ tethering complex-like. The record is from RefSeq and is a predicted model, not a curated record. Gene Ontology annotation, molecular function: SNARE binding. NCBI's taxonomy places the organism in Eukaryota, Metazoa, Hemichordata, Enteropneusta, Harrimaniidae. Gene Ontology annotation, cellular component: Dsl1/NZR complex. Gene Ontology annotation, biological process: retrograde vesicle-mediated transport, Golgi to endoplasmic reticulum.
AUGGCGUCCUGUGCAGACGAUUCGGAGGAAGAAAAUAUUUUGUAUGAUGUGUUGGUACACGAAGAGUGGCCGCAAGAAUCAGAGCUACUGGUUAAAGCAAUCAAGGAGCGCCCAAGGGGUUCUGUGGUUGGAAGGUUUGCAUCUGUCGCAGAACGUUCAUUAUGGACAUUUGUACGAAGUGUUGGCUAUCCAUUAAGAUCUACUACGUCAUGUACCUUACCAAAUGGUCUUGUACAGCUGGUUAAUAAUCAGAUUAAUUGGCAAAUUGCUGUAUCAAGUGACAGCAGACUGAUUGCCAUUCUACAAGAUACUUGUAUUGAAAUCAGAUCUCACAGAGAUGAAUAUGCAUCUAUUGUUGGCAAGUGUACAGUUUCAGUUUGUAAGGACCCUUAUCCACAGUGGAGGAAGGUUACCUGGAAUAGAGACUCUACUAUGAUUGGCUUUUCAGACAGUUCAGGGAAUGUACAAGUCUUUGAUGUUGUAGGCAGUCUUCUCUGCACUAUUCCAAAAGAUGAAACUUACAUGCAUACUGUUCCACUAGAUAUCAAUGUACCCAUCGAUUUGAGCUGUGCUAUAGCUAGCUUAAUAUUUGUAGAAUACAAACCUAAUCAACAAUGUUUGAAUCUUGAACAAAAGGAACUGUGCAGAUCCCGAACUAAACUACUGACCUAUCUUGAUAGACUUUCAACAUAUGAGGUUAUUUUAGGCGGUCCUAGUGCAGCGGAAGAACAUUUUGAUCAUAGUUUUUUUCGUAAAUUUAGAAGUCAGAAUAUUGUAGAAACUGCUGUUGAGUACUCACAGGAUGGUGAUUGGAGAGCAUUGGAUGCUAUUUUUACUUAUCAUGGUAGGUAUACAUCACUUCAUAGAUUGGCAAUACUUGGAAAUUUUCCAGAAACCAUGUCACCAUUUGAAUAUAGAGAUUUACUACCAGAGGGAGGAUUACUUGAAGACAAUACAAAUGUAUUGAAUUGGGAAUAUCCUUCAAGAAAUAAAGACUGGUGUGAAGAAGAUUUUUGUACAUCUCAAAUUAAUCCACAUCCAGAAGAUUACGGAGCAUUUCUCUAUGAAGAAAAUCCACACUUAGAUAAAUACAGGACUACCAACCCCAGUGAUAAGUUACUGACAGAAUGGUAUAAAUUUCGUGCCUGUGAAAUUGAACAAUUUUCCAGACAGGUUGACAAUGCUCUGGAGUUGAUUAAUUUGGGUAUUGAAAGAAAUAUCUCAGACUUGAAUGAUCUUCACACUGACUUGGUUACUAUGGAAACACUGGUUUAUGAAUGUGGCACCGAGCCUGCUAUUACUUUUGAAGAGUUUCGAGAAUUGAGUGAUAUUGAGAAAUUACAGAUGUUGAUGGCAAAGCCAACAAAAGAUAUGUACAUUAAGAAUGUAAGACAGUGGUUGGUACCAUUUCUACAGAGGUGUGAUAGAAAGAAACAAGGGAGUGCACAAACAUUGCUAAGGUUAUACCUGGUAUCUAUGGCAAAGGAUGAUCUAACUUUUCCAGUGAUGAUCUUUGAAAACUCAAGACCUGAUAAACCUGAUGCAAUAAUCCGAGAUGUUCAGCAGGUGUUUUCCAUUGCCAUUGACUGUAUUUAUAACUGUGAACGUGAUGAUCAGCUCAAUCUUGCAUGGACUCUUUUCCAGAGUCUCCCACAAAAAGGAUAUGGUCUGUUAUGUUCUGGUCGACUGGAAAACAUUAAACUAGCCGGUGAUCUGAUGGAUCGAGGCAUGGAUGAACUUGAUGGUGCGGGUAGUUCUAGGUUGAUGAUGUUGAAUGAAAUAAAGGUACCAUAUGACAGAUCUGUAGAAUUAGUGUUGAAUGCAGCCAUGGAAUACUUUAAUUCUUCUUCCAAUCUCACAGAUCCAUGCAUGGAGUUAGCCAAAGCUUGUCUGCACUUGAUAGCUGAUGUACCAGCUACUAUACGUGCAGAGUUAGAUUUAAUAGAAGCAUUACAACUACUAAGUAAUUAUGAUUUACUUCAGCUAGCAAUGUUAUUACGAGUGUCAGGAGAUGAUAUCGAUGACAGAAAUGGCCGUGUGUUGGUUCUGAUUGCUAUGGCUGCAUUACAGGCCCAUGAUUACAGAGUUGCACAUGAUACCUGUAGUGACUUAAUGAGUCAGUAUUACCAUCCAGCAUGGAGAGUGUGUAAACAGUUGGGCGAAUGUGAAGAAUUCAAAGAUCUCACAGCAAGGAGAUGUCUAUUGUCUUAUGCUGUGACAUAUUGUGAUGAUGAUGUCAUAGAAUCACUUAUGAACUCAAGAAGUCUACUAGAAACACAGAUGGACAUAAAUUAUAGUAAGUUUGCAACUGUCCAGCCGAUAGAAGAUACAGUCAAAUUUCUAAGUCAUGCACUGUUACGAACUGGUAAAUGUGAGGAAACACGAACAUCUGGUGAAUUAGUACAACCAGCAACACAAGUUUUACUGGAACUUGCUAAGGAUUGUGUAUUUGAAGACAUGUCUCUGUUAUUGGGAUAUCUCUUAGCAUUACCAGAGUCUCUGGAUGCUGAACAUAUAUUAGAAAAGCUACCCAGGACUGCUGUGUGCUUGCAGUUUGCUGCAUACUACUAUGCACUACAGAUCUACACAGCAUUGAACCCUUACCAGGGGUCAAAGGUCAAUGACCUUUACUUACAAUCACCUAAUGAAGUCAUUGAUGUUGUCAUCAGUCAUGUGACUAGUCAAGCUACACCUGAUUGGUCAGAUUCUGUCACAUUACUGAUCCCAAAAUUGCAGCUAUAUGUUGAACUAUUGGCUGACUUCAUGCAAGCGGAAAUGUUACAAAAUUUGGGAAGAGGUGUUGAUGUUGCUAGAUUCACACAGGACAAUGAAUAUAAGCAUGAAACAAUUGUAGGAUUAGCUAUGAGUGAAGAAGUUGAUGCGUUUGAAAUCUCUGUGUCAUUAGCUAAGCGGUAUAACCUGUCUAUAUGGGAGGUUUACAUGACACAUUUGGAAUACCUAUUCUCAGACAGUGGUCUUACAACCAAAGAGAUUGAGAAGAGAUGCAAAGAUCUUGACAUUUUACCAACAUUGGUUGAGAAUUCAUCAGAUUUCUGUCAGCGCUGUAAAACGUACAUAUAUACCAGCAUUGAGGGGGAAAAUCAUAAUAGACUGUUGUUUUAUUACACAUUGAUUGGACAGUGUGAUGAUAGUGAUAUUACUGACAUUAUCAAACCAGAUACUCACAUAAAGUUACUGAAGAAGUUGAAGCCUUCCAUGCCUGGUCUGGAUUAUAAGAGUCUGUUUGAUGUUGAGAAAGAUCCAUUUGAAGUUAUUAAACCAGUACUGCAAGGUAGCAAUGUUCAUGUCAUAGCUAAACUAGCUAAUAAAAUACCUGACCAGCUGAGAGGAGGUUUUCUUGUACCAAGCUCAAUGUUUUGUCUCUAUGUUAAUAAGUUAUUCUGGGAAGGUGAACAGAGUGCAAAGAAAGUACCUCAAUCAACUGCUGAUUGGUUACAUCGAUAUGAAGCUUGUGGUGAAUAUCUUCAACGAUUAAUACCAUCUGAUUUGAUAUUAUUUUUUGAUGGCAUUACAUUUACUGAAGAAGCUUUUGUUAAGUUGACUGUUGAUUGUCGUGUUGAUAUUAUCAAGAGAGCAUUAAAGUAUGUUAAACAGCAGAGUGGGAAAAAGAAACAGACAACAGAAACUGAAGCGAACUAUGAAAGUGUUAUCCAGUAUCUACGGCAGUCUCAGAGACAUCUAGAUACUUUUAAUAGUGCAUUUAUUAAAGACUUGAUGAACUCCCAAGAUGUUCCUAAAACUUACUUCCCAAAUUUGGUUUAUAAUACAGCAAUACUGCUGGACUACAUUCAGUCACAGCCAAUCUGA